AUAAAGGUUAUGUGUAUUUUUAACUCAUACGCGAUAUGUCCAAAACGCUUACAUGAAGUUCACCACAAGAGGUCAGUGUUGAGCAGGACAGAAAUCAUCUUUACCGAUGAUAAUCUUAGAAACAUCAGGCGGUCAGUCAGAAAAGUUCGGCAGGGAUUUUUUUUUUAAUUGCUUCUUAAUGUUAGUAUCUUAUGCAACUUUUGAAAAUUGUAAAAUCCCUCCUGUAGCACUAAUGUGCUCCUGCUUAUGGUGAAAAGUAGUUAAUAUUUUAAUCAGAUUUCAUUUAUAAUCUCGGUCAACUGGGACACUCCGGGGGAAUGGAUUGGCAGAGCUGUUGGAGGAACUUUUGCUUUGUGGUCUCGUUUAGGUUUUGUUCCGCUUCCUAAAAGGUUUUACUCCUGUGCCUUCAAAUGAUUUUACAUUUCUAAAUUUGCUCCUGUCUCCGCUCCACGGACAGACGUUCGCUGCAAUGAGAACCUGCAACAGACUCCUUGUUGUAGCUCUAAUUUUCAUCACAUCAUUUCCAGAUCUUCAGGCAGAAACACUCAAAGCGACUGGAUAUGUUGGCAAAGAGGUCAUUUUGAAAUGCCAGUUAGCCCCAGGAUCAGAAAACAUUACUCAGGUUCAGUGGGAAUUUGAGUCCAUGAUUAUCCUUGUUUUCAACACCCAGCAUGGAAUGAGUAUAAAAGAUUCUCAACUAAAGGAAAGAUUGAAUCUUACCGAACAGUCACUGAAAAUUAGAGAUGUGAAAAUCACAGAUUCAGGGACUUACACCUGCACUGUAACUACGUAUACCAGAGGAUCACUUAAAGAAACCAUCAAACUUGUUGUUGUUACUGGUGAGCCUGCCCCAGAACAAAACCAGCAGAUACAGAUGUCUGCAGGGAUACUUUGUGCGAUCAUCAUCUCUGCUGUGCUGCUUUUAGGGAUCCUGACGGCUGCAGCUUACCUUACCUUCGUCAGAAGACAUAAAGCGGCUCGCAGACUUGAAGUCCACAUAGACACAUCAAGUCGUGUAGCGAGUGUGAACAGACCAUCUUAUAUCUACAAGGACCCAGUGAGCACAGAGGAAGUGCUGUAUGCUGAUGUGAGGCCUAAGCGAACCAGAAAUUCAGGAUCUUCACUGACUAAAAUACCAAGAGCAUCUGCAAAACCUGAGGAAGUCACCUAUGCAGAGGUCAAGGUUUAUCAUCAGAGGCCCAACUUAGAAACAAUGUUUAGUGUUUGAAUGUUCUACAUAACAGAUUUGCUGCAAAAGUUGUGGUUUUACAAAAAAACAGCCUGUUUACUCCUUAUUUUUAUCGUCUGCAGCUCUGUGGUCGUACUGCACACGCUUUUUGCAAACUCACUAAAACUAAAUGAUAACAUCAGCACUUCAGCAUGCCUGUAGCUUGUGGUUGUUGCCAAAAAUGCUGUCCAUUUUUUGUUGUUUUAAUUUAUGUAUUUAUUUAUGUAUGUAUUUAAAUUUACAUUUUUUAACAAAAAAUGAAUAAGAAAACGCAAGAAACUGAGUUUGUGAGAUUGUGAUUCGGCUUUUUUUCAUAAUUGUGGGCUAAAUUGUGACUUGCUGAAAUGUAGGUUACCGAUCUGUUCAUGUCCCUUGACAUGUUCAUGUUUUAUCACAUGACAAAUCAAACUUCAAAUAUUGAAUAGGGAUUUAAUGUGAUAGAGAAACACAUAGUAACACAUUUUUUAGUGGAAGGAAAGUCAUGUCACUUUUACCAAUUAAAAAAGUGGUUUAAAAACUAUAUUCAGCCCCUUUAACUCUGGUAGCUGAGAAUGAAAUCCAGAUUAAACACUAAAAGACAGGGACAAACAUAUGAUCACUAGAUGGAGAAGUUGAUGGCAGCAGCAGGUCGGCUGAUGCUGUCACAGCUAAACACAACCCAAACUUUACCACAUUGUGGAAGACAUGUGGAAGAAGUUUAUUUUUAGUUUAGUUUUGGACAACAUGCAAAAUGCUUCUCACAAGUAAAACUCUGACAAAUAUGGUGAACAUCUAAACGUAACCCCCUUUACUGCGAUUCCACUAAAUAGUGGAUAGUUGAACCUAAUAUAUAAUACUGGAACAUGUUAGUGACUGAUUCUACAAGGUAUUGAUUCAACAUGGUGAGAUAUUACACUGCACUAAAAUGGUAUAUUUCAUGAUUAACUUUUAUUUCAAACCAUUGUAGCUCUCACUGUUAAAAGUGAUCAACACUUCACUGAUCUGCGGCUUAUUCUCUAGGAUUACCAGCUGAGACAGUGAGCUUCAGCCUUCAAACUGGUUGCUCAUCAGUUUAACUAAACAAAUAUAAAACUGUAAGAAAGAUACCUGCUUGAAUAACAAAACUGUCUGCAUGAUUGCAUCACCCGCCAGGUUCUACAGAGAUGUUGACAGCAAAUUUGCAAUGCAAACAAGUAUUUUCCCCAGCAUGACAUUGUGGCAGGUUACAGGAAGUUCAUGUUCCUCAUUUACUGUCUGUUAGCGCAAUAGGAUGAGAAAAGCUGCAAAAAAGAAGAAAAUUGUGCCAUUAAUGGAGAAGUGAACUUGCACAUUAAAAGCUAUAGUGACUGUUGGCCAAAACUAAAAGUGUUAGAUAAGAAGUGAGGUGAGAAUUACCGAUCACAAUUUGCACCAACAUUGUUUUAAACCAAUGCGUCUCGGUUAUAUUUCAGCGGCGCUCCUGCUUUGUCUUAACAUCAAUGCUGCCUGCAGGUGUUGCAGCCUGAGAAUGCCUUGUGUGAAAGAAAUGUGAGAAAGUUCGGUUUUCAGGCCUGCAGUAGUUCUGAAGUUCUGUUUGGUGACGGUACGCUUUACCAGUCACCCUCAUCUGGUCUUUAUAGUCAGCGCUUCCUGACAAUGUGAGACUGUGGGUGUGAAACGGUGAGCGCCAACGUAUGCAUGUCUGAUGAUCCAGCCCUCGCUCUGAGGUGUUGGAACAAAAGUCUGUUUUAUUUUUUUUUCUUUUUGUUAGGUUAUGUACUUCUGUUUAUUCUCACCGUUGUUUAGAAAGGGAAAUUUGCUUUACCUGUAACUUUAUUUCAGCUCUGACUGAACGGGAACUGCACUGUGGUUCCGUAAACUCUGUAAAUAUAUGUUAAGAUUGAUUGUUAUUUCAAAAUAAAUGUGCUCACUUUUA
Xiphophorus maculatus (southern platyfish) is the source of this 3122-nucleotide messenger RNA. RefSeq names its product T-cell immunoreceptor with Ig and ITIM domains-like. Gene Ontology annotation, cellular component: adherens junction. The record is from RefSeq and is a predicted model, not a curated record. The transcript has 7 exons. Gene Ontology annotation, biological process: heterophilic cell-cell adhesion; homophilic cell-cell adhesion. NCBI's taxonomy places the organism in Eukaryota, Metazoa, Chordata, Actinopteri, Cyprinodontiformes, Poeciliidae. Bases 470 to 1228 code for a protein of 252 amino acids.